This is a messenger RNA of Rhincodon typus (whale shark), 836 nucleotides long. RefSeq names its product acetyl-coenzyme A synthetase, cytoplasmic-like. NCBI's taxonomy places the organism in Eukaryota, Metazoa, Chordata, Chondrichthyes, Orectolobiformes, Rhincodontidae. Gene Ontology annotation, molecular function: acetyl-CoA synthetase activity. The annotation marks the transcript as partial. Gene Ontology annotation, biological process: acetyl-CoA biosynthetic process. Gene Ontology annotation, cellular component: cytoplasm. The transcript has 4 exons. The record is from RefSeq and is a predicted model, not a curated record.
AUAUUCAUUAAUUUUCAGACUUUUCCCUUUUUUGGUGUUGUUCCUGCUGUUCUCAAUGAAUCUGGAGAAGAACUGGAAGGAGAGGCCGAAGGUUAUUUGGUAUUCAAGAAGCCUUGGCCAUCCAUAAUGCGUACAAUUUAUGGCAACCAUCAGCGUUUUGAAACCACCUACUUUAAGAAGUUCCCUGGAUAUUUUGUCACGGGAGAUGGUUGCAGGAGAGAUAAAGAUGGUUAUUACUGGAUCACUGGAAGGAUUGAUGACAUGCUAAAUGUAUCUGGGCAUCUUUUGAGCACUGCUGAAGUGGAGUCUGCAUUAAUAGAACACACAGCUAUAGCUGAAGCUGCUGCUGUAAGUCAUCCCCAUCCAAUAAAAGGAGAAUGCCUCUACUGCUUUGUCACGCUGAAGGCUGGAUAUGAAUUUACUGAAACACUGGUUGCUGAACUAAAAGAUCAAGGUAACUGUUUCUGGAGAGUACUAGAGCAAAUUUAAGCUCAACAACUUGUUUAAAAAAAUUGAUGACAAAAUCUCAUCAUUACUUGUGAAAAUGGGCAUUGAAUAUGAUUUAUUGCCUCGGUGUGAUUAGUUACGUGGUUUGAAAAAAAAGUUUUCCUUCAUUUCUUACUUCCCAAAGACUUUUCUGUAAAGUGUAUGGGCUCCAAAUCGAAUAGUCUCAAGUAAUACAGGCUUGGGGGUUGUAAUGUUCAGCUGUCUGCGUCAGGUGCUGGAAGCCAUUCUCCAACUGAUUCUGACUUAGGAAACACUUGGUGCAAUAUAGAGCAAGGGAGGCUGUAAGAUUUUUCAAUGCUGUAGUGGAGGCCUUGGUUGAUAAGGUGGAU